GGCGCGUCGUCCAUUGUAAAAUAAAUAACAACAGCCAGAAGUCGUGACCCCUCUGCUGACAAACGCCUGGCAGCACUUACUGUGAGGAAAUUUACCCUGGAACAUGUUCUAGACGUGAAACAAAGACGACGAAACCCCGUACGGGGGGGUCACAAAAAUAGAACUGGCCCACAUGUAAGUGAAGUGAGGUGCUCUCUCAAAUUAGGCGUCAGCAGAGACCAGGCGAAGACGACUGAACCGUUUUUGUCAAAUCUCCAUGUGAUUCAAAUCCGAAUGCUGGAGAUGGAUAGAACUAAUUCGGCUAAAUCACGUUAUUAAUGACUUCUACCGGUUAUUUUCGGGAACUUGGCUUUCGUGUAGAUGACCCCCAGUGUUUAAAACUCAGUCUUGGUUCGACCGCUGCAUCAUAUUCUUUAGAAAUUAGAAUAAAAUCAACCAGGCAGUAGCGCUUCUACCCCCACAACAGAGUUAAUUCCGUGGAACAGCUUUCAAGCCUUUAAAUUUAAAUACCCGAUCCCACCAUUCGUUCUUCAAAAUGGAAAACCAAGAUAGGCAGCGUCUGGUCAGGAGAGAAUCCAGUGUAAAGAUGCCUCGUAAGCCCAGGCCUGAAUCCCCCAACAGGGGGAAAAGUUUCAACCGAGAAAGCAGCGAUAUCCCGGCCAUGGCCGACCCACCGGCCGAUUCAAUAUUCUGUCCCGACGGAUGCAAGUCUAACGGUCCAGGAAGGAGUAUUUUCGACCCAUGCGCAGAGCCCCGGAAACAAGUCGUGGGGGAUGGGAAGGUGGAGGCUUUCAUGAACCAAGUCAAGGCGACAGACAUCACCCAGCCAUGCGCCACGCAGACGUCGCUUUCCCUGAGGGAGAGGAGCUCGGAACUGCCGAGGAGAAACCGGGACAGAAUCACCCAGAAAACUGGUCGAAAGUCGUGGGACUCGUGCUGCGAGCCCCCAAGGCCGUACUGCAGGAGCGACAAAGAGUCGGUGGCCCAAAGCGACGGACAGACGCAGGUGGAUCCACGAGACAUUGAUUCCUGUGAUUCCGUCCAGACGGGUCCCUCCCUGAUCGCCGAAGGACCAUUUUGCAGAUACGAUUACAAGCUUAGAAAGUGCAAACAUUAUCCAGCAGAUACCAGUCGGCAGUGCGAGUGUAUCAAAUCAGAGCAAGUGUAUCCCCUCGGUGUUAGGUGAGACAUUCCCAUAGUUACUUUAAAAACUUUUUUUUUUUUUUAAAGUAGCGGCGCACCUAGGGGUUGCCACAGGAGGCACUUUUUAACAUAUAUAUUUAUAUAUGUUUGUCUAAGGGGAGCAAGAUUUCCAAACGUUAGACCUCAGUUAAGAAUCGAAUCUUCAGUGUGUUGGUGAAAUUAAAAUCGUAUAGCUGAAGCCGUUGUGACCAGGGCCGUCUUAACAGCAUCGGUGACAAAGUAAAUCACUGAGGCCCCCCCCCCCUCCCCCCAAAUUUCUCUCACCUAUUCAAGAAAUUUUUAGGAAAAGCAUUAGGGGCGUUAUGAACAAUGUCUGUUUUAGACAAUUUCGUUGGGGGCACGUGGGUGGGGUGGGGGGGGGUUACAUCUCAUCAAUUUACUUAAUCACAUUCACCCCCCUCCCUCAAAAAAAAAAAAAUAUAAAUAAAAAUUAAUUAAUUAAAUCGACAAAUUUUAGCUUAAAGCGGGUACCAAAAGGGAAAUGGAAAUGCUUUGAAACUCAAGUAACGUGUGCACAAAAACUGGGGAAACCUGCUCCUGAAAAGUCUUUUAAAGAAAAUUAAAUUGCCUAAAGAUCUUUCAAGAUCCAUUAAAAAUGUGUGUAAAUCGAUAACGAUAUCCCUAUAAACCUUGAGGCUCCCUAGACAAAUUAAAAUUAAUGACAAAUUGAAAGCGUUGAAGUUGCAAUGUGUUGGUAUUUAAAAAAAAAAAUAAUUAAAAAUCCUUUCUAUAACAACAGGGACGAAGGUAGGAGUGUUAAACAGCAAGUGGAGGCAACCGACAUUAAAAUCUCAGAGGAUGUUCAAACAGGCCGCUCUCUCAGCCGGCUGGACGAUCAAUGCAAGCCUGGUGACGUCAUCAUUUACGGGGAUCCCCGGCCGAAAUCCAUCACGUCAGCCCGAAGCAGCUACCCUCAUAGAGAUGACUUUCUUCCCUGCCAAUGCCCAAGUCAGAAAAGUCCGUCUGUUUACGCCAGCGUCGGCAAUCUUGCGGAUGCUUUGCAGAUCUCCAGCAGUAAAAUCAUCCAAACGGACAAGUGCCUAGACCACCGCUGUCUGGCGGCCAAAAAGUACAAGAACCACGAGUGGGACGAGUGCCACGAGUGUCGCGGUACGACUUACGGGUCAGGGAAGAAGCGGAACGUCUGCUUGCAAGUGAGAAGCCUGGACAUCAACGGGUGUGACGAGACGCAAACGGGGUCGUCCCUGGCGUUGAACGAGGCAUUCGCCAGAAAGCGCGAGCAGUGCAAGACAGAGCCUAAAGCAGGGGACUACGUCUUGUAUGGGAGGGUGAAGGAGAUCUGGGACGACUGCAACUGUCUCCAGCCGAGACGGGCGGAGAAAGCUAAAUUGGAGGACCAGACAACGCAAGUCUGCGUUACAAAUCUAACGGUCACAGAUGGCAUCCAAACCUCAAGCAAUGCAAAGUCCGCUUGCAAACGGCAAUUCUGAGCUUUUAAUUUCAAAAUUGUUUCAUUACAAAAAAAUAAAUUACAAAAAAAUAGAAAUCGGAGCUCGCUAAAACCAGUGGGGCUGUACAGGAAGUACGUCAAGCUAUUUUCGUGACAUUUUUACCCCCCUUGCCCCCAAGUACGUCACACGUUCGAACCACACAAUUGUUUAAAAAUAUAUAUAUUGAAAUAUAAUCUAAAACGCACGUCUCUAUUAAAGUAUUAGAUUUAUAACAGUUUAUAUCUUCUGUCAGAGUGCA
This is a messenger RNA of Lymnaea stagnalis (great pond snail), 2913 nucleotides long. Lineage: Eukaryota; Metazoa; Mollusca; Gastropoda; Lymnaeidae. The record is from the annotation of a GenBank genome assembly.